Taeniopygia guttata (zebra finch) is the source of this 667-nucleotide messenger RNA. Lineage: Eukaryota; Metazoa; Chordata; Aves; Passeriformes; Estrildidae. The record is from RefSeq and is a predicted model, not a curated record.
GCUGGGCCGGGGGACACGGAGGGGUCGCGGGUGGCGCGGGGGCACCCGGAGCUCCCGCGGCGGAGUCCCCGCGGUGCCGAGGGCGGCACCGGACACCGGGAGCGCGGCGGCGGCUCCGCCUCUUCCUGCGGCGGGCGGCAGCGAUGCCCCUGGAGUCCCUGGUGUGUGCCCGCACGGCCACGCGGGUGAGCUCCGUGCUGAACCGGGACGUGAAGCACUUCGGGAAGCAGAACCUGUUCGAUGGCAGCGAGGAGACCUGCUGGAACUCGGGCCAGGGCACAGCCCAGUGGGUCACCCUGGACUUCCCCAGCCCGGUCAGGGUCUCGCAGCUCCACAUCCAGUUCCAGGGGGGAUUCUCCAGCCGGCUGUGCACGCUGGAAGGCUGCAGAACAGGAGAGGAGCUGGUGAAAAUCUCGGAGCUGUACCCGCAGGACAGCCACGCCAUGCAGAGGUUCCAGGUGGAGGAGACGGUGCUGGACAAGCUGAAGAUCACCUUUGGGAGCAGCACGGAUUUCUUCGGGAGGGUGGUGGUUUAUCACCUGGGGGUGCUGGGGGAGAGGCUCUAGGGGGGACCCCGGGGCUGUCCCCACCUCGGGGGCUCUGGAAACCCCCACGGGGGACGUGUGGAAUGGGAUCAAUAAAAGGCAUUCCUGCUUUUUUCCUGGAA